UACUCGACACAAGCUUCCAAGCCUCGACACGGAAAGACACAUCACUACUUAGAAGAUACAAUGCAUGGGGAAAAGAUGGAGCACAGAGACAACGGCUUCAACAUCUUGCUGGCCACCGACUCCUACAAGGUAACGCAUUACAAACAGUACCCUCCCAACACGAGUAAAGUGUACUCCUACUUCGAAUGCCGUGAGAGGAGGACGGACCCCGCCGAGAGCAGAAAAGGCAAAUAUGACCAAACUGUCUUCUACGGCCUGCAAUACAUCCUAUUGAAAUACCUGAAAGGAAAGGUUGUGACUCCGGCGAAGAUCCAGGAGGCGAAGGAGGUUUACAGAGAACACUUCCAGGAUGAUGUUUUCAACGAGAAAGGCUGGACUUACAUUUUGGAGAAAUACGAUGGACACCUGCCCAUCGAAAUCAAGGCGGUGCCAGAGGGCAGUGUCAUUCCCCGAGGCAACGUCUUGUUCACCGUGGAGAGCACAGAUCGUGAGUGCUACUGGCUCACUAACUGGGUGGAGACAAUCCUGGUUCAGAUCUGGUAUCCCAUCACUGUGGCAACCAACUCCAGAGAGCAGAAGAAGAUCCUGGCCAAGUACCUCUUAGAGACUUCUGGGAACUUGGAGAAACUUGAGUUUAAACUACAUGACUUCGGCUACAGGGGCGUCUCAUCCCAGGAGACUGCAGGCAUAGGGGCCUCCGCCCAUCUGGUCAACUUCAAGGGCACAGACACGAUCGCGGGCAUCGGAGUCAUUAAGAAGUUUUACGGAACCAAGGACCCCGUGCCAGGCUUCUCAGUGCCUGCUGCAGAACACAGCACCAUCACAGCUUGGGGAAAGGACCAUGAAAAAGAUGCCUUUGAGCACAUCAUGACGCAGUUUCCCAACGUGCCCGUAUCCAUAGUCAGCGACAGCUAUGACAUCUACAAUGCCUGCGAGAAGAUCUGGGGAGAAGACCUGCGGAGUCUGAUAGUGAAGCGCAGCGCGGAUGCUCCGUUGAUCGUUCGACCAGACUCGGGAAACCCACUCGAUACAGUCCUGAAGGUUUUGGAGAUCCUGGGUAAAAAGUUCCCCCCAACGGAGAACUCCAAAGGUUUUAAGGUUCUCCCUCCUUACAUCAGAGUCAUACAAGGAGACGGAGUUGACAUCAACACCCUGCAAGAGAUCGUAGAGGGUAUGAAGCAGCACAGGUGGUCCAUCGAGAACAUUUCCUUCGGCUCCGGAGGGGCUCUCCUGCAGAAACUGACCAGAGAUCUGCUCAACUGCGCCUUCAAAUGCAGCUACGUGGUCACCAAUGGACUCGGGGUGAACGUGUUCAAGGAUCCAGUGGCAGACCCCAACAAGAGGUCAAAGAAAGGUCGCCUGUCUCUGCACCGGACGCAGAGCGGAGACUUUGUCACCCUGGAGGAGGGCGAGGGCGACCUGGAGGAGAACGGCGUGGACCUGCUGCACACAGUCUUCCAGAACGGGAAAAUUGUGAAGACGUACACAUUCGAUGACGUCAGAGACAAUGCUAAGCUCAAGGAGAAGGAGCUUGAAGAGCUGCUGUACUGAACAGCACCUCUAAGCCCCCCCCCCAACCCACCAUAAACAGUAUAAUAAUAAUAACCAGAGUUGAAAAAACGUUUUUAUUCAUGCUUAUUCAAAAGUUGUAUUGAUGGAAAAAACUUAAAAUACACAAGCAGCUUAUGGAAUAAUAAAUCUUUACAUGUGUAUCAUGUAGAACAGAAACAAUUAUAAACGAGAAACUGACAGCUUAAGGAGAAGAAGUCCGAGGCUUGAAAACAGCCAAAGCUGAGAAAGUAAGAAAAAUAAGCUGAUUGUAACAUUAACCUUAAAUGAAUGAUGAUUGCACCCAUGUUGUAUUUCUAGUGUGAUGGUGUUUUGCAUGUAUCUGAACAUGUACUGAUCACUGACUGCUGUUCAACAAUAUUUUAAGGAGUUAGUGAUGUGAUGCUUCUUCAAGUCUUGGUAUCUCAGAAACAGCUCAAAAAGUAUUUUAAAAUAUAGGCUUUUGUGCAACUGUUAUAAUCAGUCAUGAUGUUAUUGUAUUGUACUGCUUUAUUGUCCCAAUUCUGAGAGAGAGACGUAACCUUUGCAAGACAUAAAGUUUCCUUUGAUCUUUGAUCACUGACAC
Molecule: messenger RNA, 2134 nt
Organism: Limanda limanda (common dab)
Lineage: Eukaryota; Metazoa; Chordata; Actinopteri; Pleuronectiformes; Pleuronectidae
Product: nicotinamide phosphoribosyltransferase-like
Exons: 2
Coding region: 61-1551 (496 amino acids)
Biological process (GO): NAD+ biosynthetic process
Molecular function (GO): nicotinamide phosphoribosyltransferase activity
Source: RefSeq, a predicted model, not a curated record